Molecule: messenger RNA, 1692 nt
Organism: Tripterygium wilfordii
Lineage: Eukaryota; Viridiplantae; Streptophyta; Magnoliopsida; Celastrales; Celastraceae
Product: tyrosine-protein phosphatase RLPH2-like
Exons: 4
Coding region: 490-1431 (313 amino acids)
Molecular function (GO): hydrolase activity
Source: RefSeq, a predicted model, not a curated record
GUGUUCUCGUCUUCGUUCAAUCCACUUUUUCCAUACCCAAAAUUUUCCUGCCAUACAUGAUAAUUACAGAAUCCGACAAUUACCCAACUAUAUUCACAUCCGGUUCCAUCGAAACCCUCACAAAGAGUUGUUGUCUUGGUCUUUCUAUGAACUGCUAAGGCUUAUCCUCUGUAGUCUGUACUAUAACAUCCUAAUCAAAUACCUAAUUUGAAAAAAGAUGAAGAAAUUCAGGUGGUCUGAAGAUCAACCAAAUGAAAUAGAGAGAGACACCAAGUCCCUGAGUAUAUAUUUAUACCUUACCGUCUGAGAUUAUACGAGAAUCAGAGCCAGAUUUCGUCCCGUAAGUUUUGUUAGGGACGCACUUUUGUCCAACCACGUGGCACUCCGAGGAUACCCUGGUCAGUAGGGCGUUAGUGGCCGUUGGAUUGGACGACAGAUUGAGCGUUAAAAGCCUGUUCGUUUGUCACACGGCAUCCUGCUCAUCUGCAAAUGUCGAACCAUGAAAAGAACAAACCCAGAGUGGUCUGUUGCAUAGGCGACAUCCAUGGCUACCUCACCAAGCUUCAAAACCUCUGGUUCAAUCUCGAAUCCUGCAUCGACCCACUUGAAUUUAGCUCCGCCUUGAUCAUCUUCCUCGGCGAUUACUGCGAUCGAGGCCCCGAUAGUCGCGGAGUGAUCGAUUUUUUACUGAACCUACCCUCGAAAUACCCAAAUCAGGAUCACGUUUUCCUGUCUGGAAACCACGACUUUGCUUUCGCCGCGUUCAUCGGUGUCUUGCCGCCACCGCCCGAUGGGUCGGCGUUUAAGGACACUUGGAAGGAGUAUGAGGCGAAUGAGGAGAGGGAAGGGUGGUUUAAGGGUGACGGGUAUGAGAAUAUGCAUUUGCAAGGGAGGAGGUGGGGUGGUCAUAUAACGGUUAGGUUUAAUGCUGCAAAGGGUACGGAGUAUAAGGGGUCCAUUUACGAUGCUGGUCCCACCUUUGAGUCCUAUGGUGUUCCUCAUGGAUCUUCUGAAUUGGCUAAAGCAGUUCCCAACGAACACAGGAAGUUUCUGACCGAUAUGGUUUGGAUCCAUGAGGAGGAUGAUGUCUGUGUUGAAACCGGGGAAGGAAUUACUCAUUGUAAAUUGAUAGCGGUUCAUGCUGGCUUAGAGAGAGGGAAGAAUGUCGAAGAACAGCUGAAAAUUUUGAGGUCUAAGGACACUCGGGUGCCCAAAGUGGACGCUCUCAGUGGAAGGAAGAAUGUAUGGGAUAUCCCUAAGGAACUAACCGAGAAUCCAACAGUUGUGGUGAGUGGUCAUCAUGGAAAACUUCACAUUGAAGACCUUAGGCUAAUCAUUGAUGAAGGUGGUGGGCUAGAGAGCAAUCCAGUUGCUGCAAUUGUGCUUCCCUCAAUGAAAAUCGUCCGCGAUAUUGAUCAUUUGGCAAAAUAACCUCAAGCUUGUGGAUGUGGUAGAUUUUCAUAAUCCGUUACCUACUUACCUUCUUCAUGUCAUUUCGCGGGGCUGGCAGUCAUGUAUUAGUUGAAAUGCUUUUUGGAUGCGUUCAUGCAUAUUCUUAUGACCUCGUUAGUUUUGUCUUGGUUUAUGUCAUAUGUUAGUUUUGUCUUGGUUUAUGUCUUGGACUGGAAAAAUGUAGAUCUUUUUGCACUUUUUGUGCUUGUUCUGUAAUAUAGUCCAUAAUUUCUGUUCUCA